AUGGCCACUUCAAUCGAUGAUGAUGAUGACGAUGGUCGUAGCGAUAGUGCUGAUGAUAAUGAUAAUGGACCUAUACAUCACAAAUCACCUGAAGACUAUUCAAAAGAUCUAUCCACUGCAACCCAAAAAGCACAAGAAGCACAAGAAACAAAAGAACCAGUCAAAUAUGUCCCACCGGCAGUAAGAGCAGCCAAGGAACAUGAAUUACAACAAAGAUCGUCUUCGAAUGUGCAAAAAUCUGAAGACAUGCACAAGAUUAAUAAAGUGGUCAAAGGUUCAUUAAACAGACUCUCAGAAGCAAACAUAGAGACAAUCCUUGGUCAAUUACAAGAACUCUAUAGAAAUAAACCGAGGCAUGACGUUACUACUUCAAUUACAGAUUUAAUCUUGUCAACCAUCGGUUCAAGAGAUAAUAUGUUGGAUAGUUUCGUCAUCUUAUAUGCAGGAUUUACCGGAUCUCUUCAUAGACUAGUAGGAAUAGAAUUCAUGGCAUAUAUAACUCAAACUAUUAUAAAAAAGUUGGAUGAAAAGCCCUUAUAUCAAGUAUCUGAAGAUGAAGUUAGAUCUAAUCUCAAUUUAAUAAGUUUAUUAUCAGAACUUUAUAAUCUGGGUAGCAUCUCGGUUUCAUUGAUAUAUGAUUUGAUAAAAUCUUUGAUAUCUACUGAUAAACUCAAUGAAGCUCAAAUUGAUGCUGUUCUCCGGAUUACGAGAAGUGCUGGGCAACAAUUAAGGCAUGAUGAUCCAGGUUCAUUGAAAGAAAUAGUUUUAGCUAUUCAAAAUAAAGUAGAACACAUUGAAAAAGACGAAUUGAGCUCAAGAUUCAAAUUCAUGUUGGAAUGUUUGAACAAUUUGAAAAAUAAUAAAACAAAAGCUUUGAGUGGAACUUCAAAUGGGAUAGAAUCCAGGGAUAGAAUAAAAAAGUAUCUUAAGAACCUUGAGAAGAGACCUGGUGUUGCUUCAACCGAAGCCUUAACGGUUAGCCUUGAUGAUCUUCGCCAAGCAGAUUCUAAAGGUAAAUGGUGGUUAGUCGGUUCGGCCUGGAGUGGCAAUCCUCUAGUUGAUAAGAAAGACGAAUUUUCAAAGAAUAAGAAAGCAGACGAUGAUGUCUUGAUUAAAUUAGCUAAAAGGCAGGGUAUGAAUACAGAUGUAAGGCGGAAUAUCUUCAUUAUUUUGAUGAGUAGUGAGGAUUAUAUUGACGCUUGCGACCGAUUGUCUAAUCUAGGCCUUACGGAAGUACAACAGCGAGAAAUUAUAAGAGUUAUUUUACAUUGUGGUGGAAAUGAAAAACGCUACAAUCCAUAUUACACUCUAGUGGCAUCACAUCUUUUAAGACAAUCACAUUCAACUAGAAUUACAUUGCAAUAUGCGAUAUGGGAUUUCUUAAGAGAAUUGGGAGAGUCAAGUGUUGGAGGGUCAGAGAUCCUUAAAAAUAGCACUAGUAGUGGGGAUGGAUCAAACGUUCGUAGUAGUCGCAUUGAUAAUCUAGCUAAAGGUCUUGCAUGGUGGGUCGCGAAGUCAUCAGUACCAUUAUCUAUCUUUAAACCUGUGAUAUUUCCAACUUUGUCUCCGAAAGCCAAAGACUUUUUUAACAAGUUUUUCGUAUAUCUCUUUCUUUCAACAUAUUCUUCAUCUCCAACGCUCAAUCUAGAUAGUAAAAAAGGUGAUAAAAGUAUAAUCGAAGGUAUAAUGAUAAAAGCAGCACCAAUUUCAAAUCUAGCAAACGGGAUAAAAUGGUACCUUAAUCAUAUCGAUUUAAAUAACUUAAAGGAAAGGGAGUUAGAAAUAAGUGAAUGGUGCAUAAAUCACUCAGUUGAAACGUUAAAACUUGGAAUGGAUUUAUCUAAUUAUUGA
Molecule: messenger RNA, 1851 nt
Organism: Wallemia mellicola CBS 633.66
Lineage: Eukaryota; Fungi; Basidiomycota; Wallemiomycetes; Wallemiales; Wallemiaceae
Gene: Sgd1p
Product: ARM repeat-containing protein
Exons: 3
Coding region: 1-1851 (616 amino acids)
Biological process (GO): ribosomal small subunit biogenesis
Cellular component (GO): nucleolus
Molecular function (GO): RNA binding; protein binding
Source: RefSeq, a predicted model, not a curated record